This is a messenger RNA of Ogataea philodendri, 399 nucleotides long. RefSeq lists its product as uncharacterized. The record is from RefSeq and is a predicted model, not a curated record. Lineage: Eukaryota; Fungi; Ascomycota; Pichiomycetes; Pichiales; Pichiaceae. Bases 1 to 399 code for a protein of 132 amino acids. The transcript has 2 exons.
AUGUCAAUGACACCAAACGACUGUUCAAUGCCGCUCUGCGGUGGUGACCUUUCCAGUGUAUCCAGCCGACUUGAGCUUGGACUUGACAGAAGAGAUCUUAGAAAUCAAGUCGUCCACGGUACAGUAGCCGUUGUUGAUGGCCUCGUUACCAACAACAAAGUAGGAGAACAGGUCCCAGUCGAAGCCAGAAGAAGAGUCCUGGACAGCGUCGAUCAGGUCACUGACGGCGUCGUCGAUGGAGUCGACACCAUCGGACUGGAUGUAGAAGCACUGAUCAACCUUGAUUCCCUUAUCGGCACAAAUUGGGAGCACGGUGGUGAGGUAGUUACAGUCGUUUCCGUAAAUUCUCACCUCGUUGAUUCCCUUGGACUGGAUCAGAGCCAAGUCGCUCUUGACUGA